AUGUCGGAGGGUAUUAAGCAAAAAUUUGCGCGCUGCAAAGCUGAAAGCCGUCCUGCCUUUGUGACUUUUGUCACAGCUGGAUAUCCCACAGUGGAAGAGUCUGUAGAUAUUAUACUGGGAUUGGAAGCUAGGGGGUGCAACCCACUCCUGAGCUAUGGCGAGGAGCGAUUGUUGGAUGAUUGUCGUGAGGCUGGUGUGAAUGGCCUCAUUGUGGUGGACCUUCCCCCGCAUGAGGCUGUCAAAUUCAGGAAUUCAUGUGCGAAGGGCGGGCUGUCAUACGUUCCUCUCCUCGCUCCUUCCACUACCGAGAGCCGACUCAAAUUACUCUGCAAGCUCGCGGACUCCUUCGUCUACGUGGUGUCACGUAUGGGCGUCACGGGUGCAACAGGUGCUCUCAGUUCCGGUCUACCAGAGCUAUUGGCACGCAUCAAGCAAUACUCUGGCAAUGUCCCCGCAACAGUUGGUUUCGGUGUCAGCCCAAAAGAGCACUUCUUGAGUGUAGCCAGUAUCGCAGAUGAUGUCGUCAUCGGCAGUCAAAUUAUCACAACCUUGACCCAGGCCGCUCCUGGAGAGCGGGCCACCGCUGCUGAGGAAUACUGCGCUGCGAUAUGUGGAAGGAGAAACUUGCCAUUGAAUGGAGUCCAAGAGCCAAACGGUACCGUGCAGGUGAAUGGUACCAAUCAUACCAAUGGCGAAAAGGCAGAAGUGCUUGAUAAAAUGGAAGCAAUCGUGAGUUCUGAGGGAGGAGAUCCAGAACUCUUUUCUGCUCGCUUUGGUGAAUUUGGAGGCUCGCCUGGGCAUCUUCAUCUCGCAGACCGCCUUACUGAACAUGCUGGCGGAGCCAAUAUUUGGUUAAAGCGUGAGGAUUUGAACCAUACUGGAAGUCAUAAGAACAACAGCGCUCUGGGGCAGAUUCUGCUGGCCCGCCGCUUGGGUAAGACUGAGAUCAUUGCUCAAACCGGGGCUGGCAUGCACGGCGUAGCAACUGCCACAGUCUGUGCCAAAUUCAACAUGAAGUGCACAAUCUUCAUGGGAGCAGAGGAUGUCAGGAGACAGGCACUAGACGUAUUCCGGAUCAAGCUACUUGGUGCCGAGGUCAUCCCUGUUGAGCAAGGCUCACGAACUCUUCGAGACGCUGUAAACGAAAAUUUCCGAUUUUGGAUUACGAGGGUGGACACCGCUUAUCACAUUAUCGAUGGGGUUGUUGCCUGCAUCGGCGGGGACAGUAAUGCUAUAGGAAUGUUUUAUCCGUUUAUUAAUGAUCCAAGCGUGAGGCUUCUGGGAAUCGAAGCCGGGGGCGACGGCCUUGAUACGAAGAAGCAUGCCGCUAGUUUAACUGGCGGCAGUAAGGGGGUAUUGCAUGGGAGUAGGACAUAUGUGCUGCAGGAUAAGCACGGACAGAUCCAAGAUACCCAUUCCAUCUCAGCUGGUCUGUACUAUGCUGGCGUUGGGCCGGAGCUGAGCUCUUGGAAAGACUCGGGACGCGCAAAAUUCAUUGCCGUUACCGAUGCUCAAGCCCUCCUGGGUUUCAAUCUGCUCAGUGAGUUGGAGGGGAUCAUUCCCGCUCUCGAAUCUGCUCAUACUAUCUAUGGCGGUGUUAAGAUGGCCAGGACAAUGAAGAAAGACCAAGAUGUUGUGAUCUAUAUUAGUGGAAGAGGUGACAAGGAUGUGGAAAGCGUGGCGGAUGAACUGCCCAGACUUAGACCACAAAUUGGAUGGGACUUAAGGUUCUAA
This is a messenger RNA of Penicillium concentricum, 1734 nucleotides long. Its product is annotated as tryptophan synthase beta subunit-like PLP-dependent enzyme. The record is from RefSeq and is a predicted model, not a curated record. Gene Ontology annotation, molecular function: tryptophan synthase activity. The coding region runs from base 1 to 1734 and encodes 577 amino acids. Lineage: Eukaryota; Fungi; Ascomycota; Eurotiomycetes; Eurotiales; Aspergillaceae. Gene Ontology annotation, cellular component: cytoplasm. The transcript has 10 exons. Gene Ontology annotation, biological process: L-tryptophan biosynthetic process.